AUGCUUGCGACGGGGAAGGCACAGUGGACGACCGUAUGCCGCGUGGUGGCGCUAUUGGCCCUGUGCGUGCCCGGCGAGACUUCCGUGGUGGUGCGCGAGAGUAGUGACGACGCAUUCAGCAGCCUUGUCCAUCCCGACGUUCACCAGCACAGCGCCGUCCGCACGAGCGCGAAGGACCCUGCCUCGAUCGAGGGUGGCUGGGACGCCAACUUCGGCGUCACCGUGGAUGGCUCCUCCAACGUGUUGAGCUGGUGGGAUACGACUGGCAAGGGCUACGAUGUGGCGCCGAUGUACAACACUGGAGCCCCGAUGUACAGCAGCACUGGCAUUAACGGCCACCCCGCAGUCCACUUCGAGAACAACGAGCACCUGGUGUCCACGCAGACGCACCCCAGCGCCUGCACCCCCGACACUUCGUACACAUGGAUUGCUGUGGUGAAGAUGGAAGGCACAGGCUGGGAAAACAUCUUCAGCACUCAGGAUGCCUGCGCUCAGCACUUGAAUGAUUAUUUAAUCAGGGGUUUUUGCAUACGGCUCCGUCUACCAGAUGCAGCCGCGCUCCGUGGCCAGGGGCACGGCCGUCCUCAGCCCCUCCUGUUCCUCUUUCUCCUGCUCCCCAUCCGCAUCCUCCUCAUCCUUCCUCCAUCUACGCAUGCCUCCCCUCUUCCAUUUUCCAUUUGCCAUGUGUUUUGCCGUGUCUCGAGGCUGAUCCCCAGCCCAUCCUAG
Messenger RNA from Prorocentrum cordatum, 726 nucleotides. Lineage: Eukaryota; Dinophyceae; Prorocentrales; Prorocentraceae. The record is from the annotation of a GenBank genome assembly.